CAGCUUUUUCGCAGCUAAACCCCUAAAGCCUAAACCCUCACAGCCACCAUAGUUUUGCCUCUCUCUGGAGGCUUCAAUAUUGCCGGGAAACCAACGUUUCUACAAACUCUAAUUCCACAGCACUUAGUUUCUUCUCUCACAACGUUUCUCCCUCUCUAGCUCUGGAUUUAGGAAAAUUUCCCAGAAAACAAAAGAAAACGGCUCCUUUGUCCUUAAAAACUCUGAAUUCCAUUCCUCUUCCAUGCUUAGCAAGUGGAGAAAACCUCUCCAUUUCCCCUUAAAAUCGCAAAUUCUUGCAUCUAUUUCUUCUUUUAUAGUGUUUAAACCCUCCGUAUCCACCGCUGCAAGUCUUGCUGAUGAACCGACCACCUCCUCCAUUGCCCCUGACUCUGGAGACUCUGUUCACGUGAUUCUCUCCGGUCUUAGGUGCUUAGGUUUAAGGAGAUUUGUCAAUGGUUGUUAUUUUAAAAACCUGAUUUCGAUGCUGAAUUGUUCUCAGGUUGAUCAAAUAAUAGAGUAUUUGAGUGUUGAAAAUGCGGAUUCUGUGGUGGGUUUCUUUCAUUUGUUGAGGAAUGAAUUUGGGUUCCGACACUCAAGAUUUUCAAAGUUUGUCGUCUCACAUGUAUUGGCGAGAAAGAGGCGAUUAAAAGAAUUGCGUUUAAUUCUGGACCAAAUGCUGCUAGAGGAAGGCUCUGGGUCAGCUCCUUCACUUUGUGAGCUGCUCUUGAGUGGCUUUAGAAGCUGGGAUUCAAGUAAUGUCGUGUGGGAUAUGUUGGCCUGUGCUUAUUCAAGAUUUGAGAUGGUUCAUGAUGCACUCUUUGUUCUUGUGAAGAUGAAAGACUUGAAUUUGGGAGCUUCAAUACAAACUUACAACAGUCUGUUGUACAAUCUCAGACACACUAAUAUCAUGUGGGAUGUAUAUAAUGAAAUCAAACUUAGUGGAACACCUCAGAGUAAGUACACUAGUUCCAUUGUUGUAGAUGGCCUAUGCAGGCAGUCUAGGUUUCAAGAUGCAGUUUUGUUCUUGCGGCAUAUUGAAGGGAAGGAGUUUGGGCCUUCUGUUGUUUCAUUCAAUACUAUCAUGUCGAGAUCUAGUAAAUUGGGUUUUGUAGAUGUUGCAAAGUCAUUUUUCUGUAUGAUGCUCAAGCGUGGACUUCUUCCCGAUGCAUACAGUUAUAAUAUUCUUAUUCAUGGAUUAUGUGUAGAUGGGUCCAUGGAAGAAGCAUUGGAGUUCACAAAUGAUAUGGAGAAGCAUGGGGUACAGCCUGAUAUAGUAACUUACAACAUUCUUGCCAAAGGGUUUUGUCUCCUUGGUUUUAUGAGUGGGGCCUGGAAGAUUGUUCAAAAUAUGUUAAUUAAGGGGUUGAAUCCAGAUCUUGUUACAUAUACUAUACUGAUAUUUGGGCAUUGUGAGGUAGGCAAUAUUGAGGAAGCAUUAAAGUUGCGUAAAGAGAUGAUUUCACGUGGUUUUCAGUUAAAUAUCAUCUCAUACACAGUGUUGCUUAGCUGCUUGUGUAAAAGUGGGCGGGUUGAUGAAGCAUUGAAAUUAUUUUGUGAAAUGAGAGCUAAUGGCUUGCAACCAGAUCUUAUAUCCUAUUCAAUCCUCAUUCAUGGCCUGUGCAAGCAAGGAGAAGUUCAACAGGCCAUCCAGCUAUAUGGUGAAAUGUGCUUGAGCGGAAUCUUUCCAAAUUCUCUUGCACACAGAGCUAUUCUGAUGGGUCUUUGUGAGAAAGGGAUGAUGUCAAAGGCUAGACUGUAUUUUGAUUCUCUGGUAAAGAGCAACUUGACACUUGAUGUCAUUCUGUAUAAUAUUAUGAUAGAUAGGUAUGCAAAACUUAGUAAUAUUAGGGACGCUGUAAAAUUAUACAAACAAAUGGGAGAGAAAGGCAUAUCUCCUACAAUAGUCACUUUUAAUUCUCUUAUUUAUGGAUUCUGCAAAAACAGAAAGGUAGAUGAGGCUAGAAAGUUGUUGGAUACAAUAAAGCUGUAUGGAUUGGAACCAACUGCAGUAACUUAUACCACUCUUAUGAAUGCAUAUUGUGAGAAGGGUAAUAUGCAGAAUUUGCUUGAGUUGCGAUCACAGAUGGAAGCAAAAGCUAUAGAACCCACUCAUGUCACAUACACUGUAGUAAUCAAAGGACUUUGCAAACGGUGGAGGUUGCAAGAAUCUUGCCAACUACUUGAGGAAAUGCAUGCUAAAGGUCUAACCCCAGAUCAAAUCACAUAUAAUACUAUCAUCCAAGCAUUUUGCAAGGCCAAAGACAUGAUAAAAGCAUUUCAGUUAUUUGAUGAGAUGCUAAUGCAUAACCUUGAGCCUACUUCUGCUACAUGCAAUAUUCUCAUCAAUGGCCUUUGUGUAUAUGGUGAUCUGAAGGAUGCUGACAGUCUACUGGUUUCUCUUCAGGAUCAAAAAAUCAAUCUGAAUAAAUUUGCUUACACUACAAUGAUCAAGGCACAUUGUGCCAAGGGUGAUCCUAAUAGAGCUGCAAUAUACUUCUGUCAAAUGGUGGAAAAGGGGUUUGAAGUUUCUAUUAGAGAUUAUAGUGCUGUGAUUAGCAGAUUAUGCAAGCGAUGUUUAAUGACUGAAGCCAAGUACUUUUUCUGCUUGAUGCUAUCUUAUGGUGUUUCUCCCGAUGAAGAAAUUUGUGAAGUAAUGCUUAAUGCCUUCCACCGAGGUGGCCAUCUCAGUUCAGUGUUUGAACUACUGGCAGAGAUGAUCAAGUUUGGCCUAGUUCGUGAUUAGUCAAUGAAUAAGUAACCAUUCUCUUGCAUCUCACUUAUGGGCAGAGGUAUCUAAUGGCUUACCAUGAAUCUUCAAUGCAUGUUUCCUGAAUGAGAUUCAUUACUCCAUCAAUUGGUCCAAACUGCCAUCUCGAAUGCCACAGAUAAGAAUGGAGAAUUGUAUGGAAUCGAUAGAGAGGAAUCUUGCCUUGGUGGAUUUGAAUCCAGCAGGUCGGGCCAAUUGGGAAUAAAGAAUCUAAAAGCAUAACAGGGAAGAAAAUAAAUAGAGAAAAUCUAAAAUGAAUUCUAGCUUCUUGGCAUAUUUUGUAGGAGAAUGAAUAUAUAUGCAUGAAGAAACAGAUCACAUCAUUUAAAGACAAUGUGGGGAGAAACUCCCUAUGGAACCCUGAAACCACAGGAGUAUUUUGAGAACAUCCAUCGGUUUGACAUUUUGGUUCAUAUAAUAUCAACCUCAAAUACUAUCUCUGGCUACUUUAUCAUGGUACCUUCUGCCACUUUAAGAGUCAACAAUUUCAUGAAGUGCUUGUGUAAUCUUGGAAAGCACAGGAAAGGUAACAAAACCAAGAAAUUUUUCUUCACGGCAAUCUCUUUCUGAGAAUAGAUUGUUAUUGUUACUGCAAUUACAAAUGGCAUAAUGAGAUAAAUGCUAUUACUUCGGUGUUGAACUUUUUAUUUACACAAUUUAUCACUUCCUCUUCGUUUCUCAUUUUCUUGGAAAGAAGUUCUUUUUCCUCCCUUAGUGAAUAAGUAUAUGAUAAAGUGUAGAAGCUUACGUCUUUGUGUGCUUAUGAAUGUACAUAUUCAACUGAUUUGUUUCUUCGGGGUGCCAGAAAGGUGGUACUCAGACAUUCAUUAACUUGGUUUUUGCUGAAUAUACUAAAACGCACGAAGUGGAGACUAGUUUGAUCACUGCUUUCAAUAGCAAUCUCCCUAUGUACUAUUGGAGGUGAACAUAUGGUUUUGUUUUUCUAAAACUUUUCCCUCGCCCAGGGCUCACUGACACAAAAGAUUCUGUUGCGUUCUGAGAGCAAUGGAAAUUAUUAAACAGCAAGGGAUACUCGCGAGCUUCCUUUUAAUAUUAAAAUAAAAUUCGCUUUUCCUCCCACCCAAACCACCGCCACCUCCACCCCUCACUCUGCCCCUCCCUCCAUCUCUUCCCUUUAAUAUGUUUGAAAUUUUUUAAAAUCAAAAUUUAUGCUAUGGUAGCAAUGAGGGAGUUACAGCAUAUCACAUUUGGUUACCAUUGACCUAAAUUUGAAAGGCUGUGUAUAUAAUAAUAUUGGUUAUAAUUGCAAAUUUCAGCCAAGUUUUAGGUUUUUUUU
Molecule: messenger RNA, 4064 nt
Organism: Hevea brasiliensis (rubber tree)
Lineage: Eukaryota; Viridiplantae; Streptophyta; Magnoliopsida; Malpighiales; Euphorbiaceae
Product: putative pentatricopeptide repeat-containing protein At1g13630
Exons: 4
Coding region: 242-2743 (833 amino acids)
Molecular function (GO): protein binding
Source: RefSeq, a predicted model, not a curated record